AUGACGACCGUUGUGGAAAAAACACCCACUGGCACCAUAUACCGCGCUGCAAAAGACUACCCAAUACCCGACCUCGACGUCUUGACACUUCUUUUCGACUCGGAACACAGCUAUGCCAAAGCAAACAACACACUCCUGCACGUCUCGGCCGCCAAUCCAGACCAGGAUGUGCUAGACAAGUCACGCGCCCGCACCCUCACACAAGCGACUUCAGCUGCGCUGCGCAAACACUUUGGCAUCGGCGCCCACGGCACGGGCAAAGAUGUAGUCUCUGUGAUUUCCACGGGACAUUACUUGUUGCCUGUGCUGGCGUACGGCGUCAUUGGUGCUGGGGGCAUCUUCUCUGUCGCAUCGGCUGGUAGCACCGUGGUUGAGCUGGCCAGACAGAUACAAGGUGCCGGAAGCAAGAUACUAGUCACAUGCCAAGCUACACUGGAAACGUCCAUUAGAGCUGCCGAGGAGGCUGGAUGGGGGAAAUGCGGUGGGGGAAGGGUACUGCUUAUGAGUGAGGAGGGAGAGUGGGGCUUGAGAAUCAUAGGGACUGGUGAUGAUGAUGGAAAGGCACAAGAGAGUGCGAAUCUGAUCGACCGGGAAGACAAGUUGCCGUGGAUGAGGAUCGUGGACAGGAAGGAGUUGGAAGAGAGUCUGGUGGUGCUGAUUUAUAGUUCGGGGACGACGGGGUUGCCAAAGGGUGUCAAGUUGAGUCAUAGGAAUUUGGUAAGCCAAGCUGUUACUACGGGGGAUAUGAUGAAGAGCUGGAUAAAGGAGAAGAGACUGGAUUUCGAGUAUAGGACCAUUGCUCACUUGCCAACCGCCCACAUUGCAGGUGUCCAAGGCUACCUAAUCAACCCCUUCUACAUUGGCGGAACCGUCUACUGGAUGCCCAAAUUUGACUUUUCCCAAUUCCUCGCCUACAACGCACGGUACCGCAUAACCUUCUUCUUCACCGUGCCGCCCAUCUACCUACUCAUCGCCAAGAGCCCCCUCGCAACAACACAAUUUGCGACGCUCGAGCUAGCCAUCAGCGGCGCCGCCCCACUAGGAAAAGACCUCCAGUACACCGCGAGCCAGAAACUCGGCGGGCCCGACUGCUUCAUCGACCAAACGUGGGGCCUGUCCGAGACGACGGGUUCCACGACGAUUAUGCCCCCGGGCACGCACGACGAUACGGGUUCUGUGGCGCCUUUGAUACCCAAUAUGCGCGCGAGACUUGUCGACGAUAGUGGUGACGACGUUGAACCCGGAACACCCGGAGAGGUGCUCGUCAAAGGCCCUGUGGUAUGUAAAGGCUACUACCAAAACGCCGACGCGGAUAAAGACGCUUUUACAUCUGAUGGCUGGUUCUGCACCGGCGACAUUGCCGUGUUUAGGAAUGGCCUGUUUUACGUCGUGGACCGGAAAAAGGAACUCAUCAAGUAUAAGGGAUUGCAGGUCGCGCCUGCGGAGUUGGAGGCUUUGUUACUUGGUCAUCCUGACAUAUUGGAUGCGGCGGUCAUUGGGGUGCCGACGGAUGACGGCACCAACGAGGUACCCAGGGCUUACGUUGUCGUUGGGGAUAGAGGGAAGACUGGGGCAGACGAGAUUGUACAAUUCGUCAAGGAGAAUGUGGCGGGGUAUAAGCAGUUAAGAGGGGGUGUCAUUUUUCUAGAUGAGAUUCCAAAAAGUCCGGCAGGAAAAAUCCUGAGAAAAGACUUGAGGGCUCGCGCCGAGAGGGAGAGGGGCGCGAAGUUAUAG
Alternaria burnsii is the source of this 1734-nucleotide messenger RNA. RefSeq names its product 4-coumarate-ligase-like protein. Lineage: Eukaryota; Fungi; Ascomycota; Dothideomycetes; Pleosporales; Pleosporaceae. Gene Ontology annotation, biological process: secondary metabolic process. The record is from RefSeq and is a predicted model, not a curated record. Gene Ontology annotation, molecular function: CoA-ligase activity. The transcript has 4 exons. Bases 1 to 1734 code for a protein of 577 amino acids.